Thelazia callipaeda (thelaziosis nematode) is the source of this 1629-nucleotide messenger RNA. The record is from the annotation of a GenBank genome assembly. Lineage: Eukaryota; Metazoa; Nematoda; Chromadorea; Rhabditida; Thelaziidae.
AUGUUUGACGAAUUUCUGGAUGAACUAAGAAAUCCUGUUAUGCUUGUUUAUAUGUCAAUGCUCUUAACGUGGUGUGUAACGAGUAGCACACAGUUGGGGGACUCAGUUGAAUUAGAAUUCAAAGCUUAUCGUCUGCAGCAAUACGAUAUCUCCGGCAACCCACAUGGUAGUCGCUCUUGGAGGGUUAUGUAUGAAGCAGUAUCAUUAGAUGGGAAUAUUCUAAGACGUUGUUUGAUUGUAAAUUGGCACGAUUUAUUGGGUCGCGAUGUACAAAGUUUGUUGAAUCAAGUUCUUGGUGCUGUAUUAAUUGUAGUACCAGAUAACCUGGAUACAUUAACACCCUCAGCAAGAUCCAAGUUGGCUUCGUUAGAGACAAAUUUGAUGUUUUUGAAAACUGAUGCUGCAGUAUAUGUUGUACAACAAGAACCAAGGUUGCAAAGUAUUUUUGCGGAAGUUACAGCAUUUUCAAAAAGAUCUCCAACUGCUGUACAACAACUGGUGAAUGCAAUUAGUGCGAAUAUCUUCCAGUUUUCAUCAUUGGCAUCUAUUUCCAGUAAUAUUAUUACACCGAAAUUAACUAAUGUUGUGGGAUAUCUUUGGUCUACUGAUCGAAACGUACCUACAGUAGUUUUGGUGGCACAUUAUGAUAGUCAUGCUGUUGUUCCAGCGCUGGCUAUUGGUGCUGAUUCAAAUGGAAGUGGUGUAGCAGCGUUACUUGAGUUGCUCUCUAUCUUUUCGCGCUUUUAUUCUUCUAAUACGAUGAAACCCAAAUAUAAUAUGAUCUUUUUGCUCACUGGUGGUGGAAAAUUCAACUAUCAAGGUAGUCGGCAUUGGCUCGAGGAACAUAUUGAAAAAAACAAUGAAAUGAUUAUUGAGCUUGUUAUUUGUCUUGAUUCUGUGGGUAAAAGAAACGGCAUUAUGGCUCAUGUUUCGAAGAUACCUAUUGAGACAUCUCCAGUUGGUCGCUUUUUUUCACUUCUUAAAGGCACAGUGCCUCCUAAUCGAACAGUAGAAAUGGUCUCAAAGAAAAUCAAUUUAAAUGCUGAUAUGCUUGCGUGGGAGCAUGAAAAGUUUUCAAUGCGACGUUUAUCCGCUCUCACGUUGUCACAUUAUAAAUCACACACUGAACCUGGUCGGGUUUCAUUAUUGGAUACUCUAGCUGGAGUCGAAAUAGAUGUUCUUGAGGCGAAUGUACGAGCAAUCGGCGAAGCACUGCUAGCAUAUGUAUUGAAUUUGCCAAAUACAAAUUGCUUGCGAGAAGAAAAUAUUUUUACCUGUUCAAUUAUGUCAUCGAAAGAUGUUAACAAACAACGUUUGUCUUACUGGUUGAGACAAUUUGGUAGCAAACCUCGGCCCUCAGCUGGAAACAAUGAUGCAAUUGUAGCUAAUCUUAGAGAUACUGUAUCACGAUACACUUCUGGUCAAGUAACUGUCGAAAAUUUUUCUUUGGUGGACAUAUCACUCUAUGGCGUGCUUGAAGAUUAUUUAACAGCGCAUCGAGCAAAACCAGCUAUUUUUGAACUUUUGCUGGCAACUGUUAUAGGAACUUAUUUAUCAGCGUUAUAUUUUGUAGCACCACUGUUGCAAACCACUGUUGAAGCAACAUUAAUCAAAUUGAAAAAGUUAUGA